AUGUCAGCGGAAGAAAGGGGCACAGAAUCUCUGGACGAUAUGACAUUGGCAGAAGCAAAACAUGGCAUUGAAGAAUUGCUUAGGGCACUUGUGGAUCUAGAGAUUGCAGUCCGAAGAGCCGGUACAACCUCUCGGGUUAAAAGGGCGGACCGUACGUUCAACAAACGAAAGGAUCAAUACGGUGAACUCUAUCGACAUCUUGGAUUUAUCCUGCGUGUUUCUCAAGCGCCUCAACGCAGCUAUCGUCCAGCUGAACUUCAGUCUACACUUUCUGAAGGGAGUGAGGCUGCAAUCGAGCCUAGACUUGACUUGCUUGAAGCUUCUCAAAAAUCCGAAAACGUGAUGAGCGACCGUCCACCAUCAGGCAGACUAGACCAGAUCGACAUCCACACCCUCCUCACUCAAUUGGCAGAAGAGAAUGUGCCAUUGCGCUUCGAGCAGCAAAUCCUCGUUCAUGCGAACGUACGACGUGCCGACCGUUUUCUGUUUUACAAGAACCGGCAAGAGCAGCUAAGAUCUCGGCGAAUUGCGGAGGGUUCUGAGCAUAUACGCGCUCAUGACCAGCCAUCUCCGACCCAUGUUCCAGAGCCUAUGACCAAAGACGACGAGCAAUUGCACAUGCCAAACCCUGUCACAAACGACACAUCACCCGUUUUGGCAGCUGAACCAAAAGAACCGGCACGAUCACAACAUUCUACGGGAACCACCAACCAGGCAUCAGACUAUGCACCCGAAUCAUCACUGGAAAAAGUGGCCGAGAAUCGUUUUCCCGGAGCUGCAGCAACGACGAUUGCCCUUCGUGCCAGUUAUCCGAAACCUCCAAAAGACAAGGCUCGGUGUCCUUAUUGUAUGAUCCCUUUCUUAGAUGAAGCAGACGACAUGCGUCGGUGGAAGUAA
Molecule: messenger RNA, 897 nt
Organism: Alternaria atra
Lineage: Eukaryota; Fungi; Ascomycota; Dothideomycetes; Pleosporales; Pleosporaceae
Exons: 1
Coding region: 1-897 (298 amino acids)
Source: RefSeq, a predicted model, not a curated record